This is a messenger RNA of Colletotrichum orchidophilum, 171 nucleotides long. RefSeq lists its product as uncharacterized. The record is from RefSeq and is a predicted model, not a curated record. The transcript has a single exon. Lineage: Eukaryota; Fungi; Ascomycota; Sordariomycetes; Glomerellales; Glomerellaceae. The annotation marks the transcript as partial.
CUCGUGAGGGGUACGUAUUUGGAGCAAGAAGCCUCCUCGUGUCAAAACCUGACUAGUGAGCAAGGAGUUGGGAUUCCCGGCCGGCACUUUUGUGUGAACGUGCUUCCGCUGAGCGGAACUGGGCUGUCCAGCUUCCGAGCCAUCCUUCGGAUACGAGCGAGUCAGAGCUAG